This is a messenger RNA of Coccidioides posadasii C735 delta SOWgp, 864 nucleotides long. It is a transcript of the gene RPN12, whose product is annotated as regulatory particle non-ATPase. NCBI's taxonomy places the organism in Eukaryota, Fungi, Ascomycota, Eurotiomycetes, Onygenales, Onygenaceae. Gene Ontology annotation, cellular component: proteasome regulatory particle; proteasome regulatory particle, lid subcomplex; cytosol. The record is from RefSeq and is a predicted model, not a curated record. Gene Ontology annotation, biological process: proteasome-mediated ubiquitin-dependent protein catabolic process.
AUGGCACCCGACGAACUCCAAGCUCUUGUCACCGGGCUCCACGGCAGUCUUCAAAAUGAGCAGCUCGACCAAGCUCUUGCGCUUCUUAGCCGUUCGAAACUAGCACUGCUACAGCUAAACGCCCUGAUUCCCACAUCCUCCACCCCCCCCAGACUUUUCUCUCUUGCCCGCGAAAUCCUGGAGCUAGGCGCCAUUACUUCAAUACGUCGAGGCGAUGCCCCAUCGUUCACCAGAUAUUACCAACAACUUCAGCCAUUUUACGACAUCGAGCGACAUAUUAUUGCGACGCAGGGAAAUACAUCACAGAUCAAUGUACACACCAGUCAGAGGAGCAAGAUCACCGGGCUUUAUUUGCUUUUGUUGUUGAGCAUGGGUAAUAAUACCGAUUUCCACACUGUGUUGGAAGGUCUAGUGGAAGAAGCCUCUAUUCAGGGUCGCAUAGUAGAAGAUGAUCCAUUCAUCAAAUACCCUGUUGAACUGGAGAGGAGUUUGAUGGAAGGAAGUUAUGAUAAGGUGUGGAGGGAAACCAAGCUGGAGAAUGUCCCAUCUCCGGAUUUUGGUUUGUUUUCUGAUAUCCUUAUUGGGACGAUUAGAAGUGAGAUUGCGGACUGCUCGGAGAAAGCGUAUCCGUCUUUGCCUAUUUCCAAUAUAAAGAACCUCCUAUUCUUCAACUCUGAAGGCGCCGUUAUAGAAUUUGCGAAAGAGCGAGGCUGGACUCUUAAAGAUGGAAGAGUAUAUUUCCCGACGCAAGAAGAGCAGACCGACGAGGAUGCCUCUCAAUCCGAAAAGCAAAUUCUCCUGACGGGAGGCAACGUCAUUGAGAAUGCGAUCGGCUACGCAAGACAAUUAGAGACAAUCGUCUGA